This is a messenger RNA of Galleria mellonella (greater wax moth), 4365 nucleotides long. RefSeq lists its product as uncharacterized. Lineage: Eukaryota; Metazoa; Arthropoda; Insecta; Lepidoptera; Pyralidae. The record is from RefSeq and is a predicted model, not a curated record. The transcript is spliced from 2 exons. Gene Ontology annotation, molecular function: DNA binding; protein dimerization activity. The coding region runs from base 2102 to 3973 and encodes 623 amino acids.
CAAAAUAUGUACGGAGGUUGUUAUCUGAAAUGCUUUCUCCAUAUUGAAUACACUAGACAUAGUAAUACAAAACCCUAUUAUAUCAUAUCUAAAAGAGAUUCUUUUCUAACCCAACCCAAUGCAGUUAGAGAGAAAAUAAGUAUUAAGUGUUCCGUAUUAUUAGUUAAAAGGUGAGAUUUCAACCUUUUCUUGAAGGAAGUAAUGGAACGACUAUCCUGUAUAUUAGAAGGUAGUCGGUUCCACAGUUGCGCAGUUUUUGUGUUAGUAAAGUCUUAUAGAAUUAUCUAUGUAUAUGGUCAAAUUAAUUAGGUCAUAUUCAUAUACGAAAAACUAUUGGAUUAAUUUUAAUUAAAUUUUAAGUGAUAACUAGGUUUUUACUCUGGGGAUAAUUCUGAGCCGUCUGUUUAUUUCACUUUAUUUAAUUCUUGUUUCUACUGCAAAAUAUAUGAAGAAUAUACAGUAGCGGAUUUGCCUUAAGGCCCAGGAGGCCCAGACCUAGGGCGGCCAAUCGUGACAAAAAAUUCACUGAUGGUAACAAGAAAUAACUACAGAUGGGCAAAGCACCGGGUUUAAACCCGGUGCUUUGGUAAAAACCCAAUAAACACCCAUAAACUCCCAUAAUCACCCAAAAAAAUAGGUUUUUACGUAUUUUUUUGAAAAUAUGUAAGUAAUACCAAUAAAUUAUUUUUAUAAAUUGUAUUGAUCAAUUCUACAAUAUUAAAUAAAACGUUAACUAAUAAUAUUUCAGGAAAUUUUAAAAAUCUAUAUAUAAUAAAAUGAAAGUAAUUAAUUUUCAGUGUUUUCAUGUUGCAGUUGAUCAACAUGUUGGCCUUUUGCUUCCCGUAGAUACUUUAAAAUUUCUUCAUAACACCUCGUUCGCACACAUGGCCGUAUAUAUUUAAAUUCUUGAGCCACUAACAGUCCGAAAUACUCAUUUCUUUUAUCCUCUUCUCCAUAAAUUAAGCAUUUAGAACAGUUUGUUUCUUCUUUCAGUAAAUUUUCUUUUACUUUAUCCUCGUUUUUUUCUUUGUUGCGACGACGCUGGGUAAAUCAUCUGGACACUGGGUCUCACUAUCGCCAAAUAUAUUUGGAGAUCGGCUUCGGCUACGGCUUGGCAGACAUUUUUUUCUUUCUACAAUUUUAAAUUAAAUUUAUUAGAAUAAAUGCUUCGAACACACGCGAUCUAAGUACCUUUUGUGUUUAUUAUACCUUACCUACCUAGGUAUAAAAAGAGUACUUACGUAGAUUUUCUUUUAUUAACUGUUUUAUACGAAGAUCUUGAUCUCUCAAAUUAGCAUCCAUUUUACUUCCAGUGAUUAUCAACUAAAUUAAUAAUCCACAAAGUAUUAAAUAACGUUUUUAUGAAAUAUUUAGCACAAAAACAAUACCCUUUAAAUAUCGAUCGUCAGUAACUGUGGCUGACUUACCUAUAUUCUAGCAAGCAGGACUGCCAGAUGUGAAGGGGAAAUCCCCAAUAAAUUGUUGCAUGUGACUGAUGAUGUGAGCAUGUUCGUUUCAUAAUAAAAAUGUUGCCAGGUAACCAAAAAGUCGUAUGUUUUUGUGCGAAUUACGAUCAUAAUCUUUACGAUCGUACAUUAAAAAAUAGACAAAUAAUAGUAUGAGUACGAUUUAAAUCGUAUAUCUGUCAACCCUGCUAGCAAGACAGCGACAAAAUCACGUUGCAUAACAAUGUAGCCCAAGCUUAUAUCUUAUGAAAUAUACGGAAGAGAUACGGACUUAGAAAAAACAGAAAUGUUGUUCUUUGUGGAAGUCAUUGAUGAAAUUCUAUGUAUUUUAGCCCGCAAACUUUCUUCAAACAAAAACAGCGCCAUCUAGUAUCGAGUUCUGUAAUUAUCUCUUUGUUUAUGGAUUUGAAGUAAGACCGCCACGCAUGCAAUACAUUAUGACUGGGGAUUCCCCUAUUCGUCGACGCUGAAUAUGAGGCGACGACAAUCACUGUCAAACGUGUUCACUAUUACUCUGACUCUGGUAACGUGACUUCCUGGUAACGUGUUAGGUAGGAAAAGCAGUAAAAAAGUGCAUAUUAAGGGAGCAGAUUUGAAAUAAUAUUUAUACUUAACAAGAAAUAAUUAAAGGUUCAAUGGGGAGACCUAAAGAUUUACGCAUAUGGGAGCACUACCGUACUUUACCAAACAAGUCUGUUUCUUGCAAGCUUUGUAAUAAGGUCUACAAAUUCAGUAAUGCUGCCAAAAUGCUUCAACAUCUUAUCACUUGUCCAAAAUCUCCAGAAACAUUAAAAGACUCUAUGAAACUUAUAAAAGAUAGCUCGUCCAAAACCAAAAUGUCUGGACUGUCAGAGAUAGAGACAAAUGAUUCUUUUAUAAGCCCCUCGUCGUCUGCUAACACUACAAUAAAUGCUGAGUUUCAAGACACCGAUGAUCAUAUAAAAACAGAAUUAGCGAGAGCUAUAUUUGUAACAGGGACGCCAUUAUCGAUGGUGCAACAUCCUUUAUGGAUACAAUUUUUCGAAAAAUUGCAACCAAAAUUUAAAAUACCUUCACGUAAAGCUUUAGCGACAAAAUACUUAGAUAAAAUAUAUAGAGAAAUGCGUUUUGAGUUAAAUGAGGAACUAAAUGCUUGUAGUUACUUACACCUUCAGUGCGAUGGCUGGUCUAAUUUAAGAAAUGAAGGAAUAAUAAACUUUCUUAUAUCAAAACCUCAACCUGCAUACGUUAAAAGUUUGAAUACAGAAAGUAAUCCUCACACUAGUGAAUACCUUAGCCAAGAAGUUGAAAAAGUAAUGAAAGUGUAUGGAGCAAAUAAGUUUCUUGUACUUAUUGGCGAUAACGCUAGAAAUAUACAAAAGGCAUUCGAAUUAACAAAACUCAAAUAUCCACAUGUUGUUCCUCUCGGUUGCUGUGCACAUAUCCUUAACUUGUUGUGCCAAGAUAUUGUAAAGAUACAAGAAGUAACUGUGUUUAUUAUGCAAGCCAUAAAUAUAAUAAAAACUGUUAAAAGGAGUCAACGAUUAAGUUCCUUGUUGAUAAAAUCAAGGCAGGGUGAAGAUUCUACACAAACACUAAAAUUGCCUUGUGCUACAAGAUGGGGAAGUCAUGUUACUUCGUUAAAAAGUUUGAAAGCAAAUAAGAUAGCUUUGCAAAUAUUAACAGUUAGAGAAGAUGUGGUAAUUUCAAGAGAUAUUAAAGAUUUAAUUCUAAGUGAUGAUUUCUGGACGAAGACAGGGGAAUGUAUAAGUAUUUUGGAACCAGUCACUGAAAGCAUAUUUUACUUAGAGAGCGACCAGAAUCGUUUGCAUCGCACAUACAUUACAUUUAGAGAUGUACAAGCUAAGAUACGUUUUGCAUUAAAUGAGAUUUCGACAUUGAGCGAAGAAAGCAAACAGCAGAUUCUAACAUCAGUAUCUUCAAGAUGCAAUAUGGCAAUGAGGCCAAUACAUUUUGCAGCAUAUAUUCUAGACCCCAGGACUCUAGGAGUCGAACUUACUCAAGAGGAAGAACUUAAGGGUAUGGAGUUUAUCUACAAUUUAAGCCAACACUUAAGUUUGUCAAAUGUAAUGGCAGAUUUGGCGUGUUAUAAAGCUAAAGAAAACUUUUGGGCCAGAGGAUUUGUAUGGAGCUCAUUAGAUAGCAUUGAGCCCCUAAUAUGGUGGAAAGGUAUUUGUGGUUCCACUGAGUUAAGCAAAGUAGCGAUUCGUAUUCUAUCAGCUCCCUGUACUUCGGCAGCCACUGAGCGUUCCUUUAGUAUCCAAGGCUACAUACAUAAUAACAAAAGAAAUCGACUUACAACUGAAAGAACUGAAAAAAUUUCAUUCAUUUGUUAUAACUGGAAUCUUAAACAUAAAGCUGAAUGCGAGGACAUUCAGUUUAAUGAAGAAAAUACCUUAGAAGCUUUCAUUGAGCAAGUAAAUGAACAUAACAGUUUAGACGAAAUAGAGCCUAUCGAACCUAUACAAUUCAUCGCUUGUAAUAACUCUGAAUCUGACAGUGAUUGACUGUAGUUUUACAUUUUACUUUCAUCUCUUUCUUAAUAAACUCAAAAUCAAAUUAAAAGUUUUUUAUUCUGUAGGCUGCAUAAUAAUAUUGUCUAUGUCCAGUAUAGUGGACGUCUUGCGGCUGAGAUGACGAUGAUGAAGUACAAAAUCAUAAACACCCAAAAAUUUGGGUGUUUAUGGGGUUUAAACCCAAUAAACCCAAAACACCCGGUUUUUACCCACCAGACUUUAAACCCACCCAGGUGGAUUGCCCAUCUCUAGAAAUAACUCAAAGUAGGUAAAUAUUCUAAAGGCUCGCGCACAUUAUGUUAGGCCGGACUGCACCGCAUCAUAACAAUAAUCUUCCUAAAUCACUUUUGUACUUUUUAUGAAUAAAAUAUAGAUAAUGUAAU